Acomys russatus (golden spiny mouse) is the source of this 615-nucleotide messenger RNA. RefSeq names its product 6-pyruvoyltetrahydropterin synthase (gene Pts). The coding region runs from base 236 to 517 and encodes 93 amino acids. Gene Ontology annotation, molecular function: 6-pyruvoyltetrahydropterin synthase activity. The record is from RefSeq and is a predicted model, not a curated record. Gene Ontology annotation, biological process: tetrahydrobiopterin biosynthetic process. The transcript has 5 exons. Gene Ontology annotation, cellular component: mitochondrion. NCBI's taxonomy places the organism in Eukaryota, Metazoa, Chordata, Mammalia, Rodentia, Muridae.
GGCAGGCGGAAGAGGAAAUGGUGAGGGUGCGUAGCCGCACUUACGGGCCUCAUCCGGGAGAGGGCGGUAGAGCUCUGAUCCGGAGGCCCCACUCAAGAGAGGCUGCCUUGCAUUACUCAGCACCUAGAGCAUCCUGAAGGCAAAAUGACAGGAGCAUGAGCUACAGAGUGCAACACAAGUUCGUCUCUGAGCGAUGAAGAGAACUUGAAAGUGUUUGGGAAAUGCAGCAAUCCACAUGGCCAUGGGCACAACUAUAAAGAUUGAUCCUGCUACAGGGAUGGUUAUGAAUUUGACCGACCUCAAAGAUUACAUGGAGGAGGCCAUCAUGAAGCCCCUUGAUCACAAGAACCUGGACCUGGAUGUGCCGUACUUUGCAGAUGUGGUAAGCACGACAGAAAAUGUAGCCGUCUAUAUCUGGGAAAACCUCCAAAAACUUCUUCCAAUGGGAGCCCUUUAUAAAGUAAAAGUGUAUGAAACUGAUAACAACAUUGUGGUCUAUAAAGGGGAACAGAUCUGAGGGUUAGUAUUGCAGAAAGGUUAAUUUCUUUCCAUUUUUGAAAAAAUUCUUCAUUAUUUUAGAAUACACAGCAGUUACCACGUACUUUUGUCUUCAUG